Molecule: messenger RNA, 1567 nt
Organism: Anastrepha obliqua
Lineage: Eukaryota; Metazoa; Arthropoda; Insecta; Diptera; Tephritidae
Exons: 3
Coding region: 196-1338 (380 amino acids)
Source: RefSeq, a predicted model, not a curated record
GGCGCAGCACAAUGCCGUUCAGGUGUAAAUGUGUUGCAGCGUGAUUUCGGAAAAUUGUUAUUACUCUUAAUAGCAACAAAAUAAAAAUUGGUGUGGCGCAGAUACUUUUUCGUCUCGUAAAGUCGGUUCAGAACAGAAAAAACUGUGAAAAAUAUAAACAAAAAAUUUUAAUUAAAAAAACAGUUUGCCUAAUAAAUGACUUUUUAUACAGCAAUAUUUGGUUAUUUGAUUGCAAAUAACUGCUUAGCAGAAGAGCAGAAAAAAUUCACGAAAAGGAGGACAAACAAAAAAUUUACUAUGCCUUCAAUAGCAGUUCGCCUGCUCACUUCGCUGCUCAUCUUACAUUUCUGUGUCGCCUUGCUGAGUCGCAAUACGGGCGCAGUCACACCACAACGACAAUGUCUGGAUGCCACUAAUCAAUAUGAGUCGCCAACUUUGCCAAAGCUGCCCAUACAGCAACAAUAUUUUCAUCCCAAUAUGCUUCUUGACCAAACAUUCGCACAGCUCAAAGUACAACAACAACCCGCUGCCAUGUUCUACAGAUUGCCCAAGCAACAAAAUGAUAAUGAAAUCGACCAGAAUAGAAACCCGCAGUCACUUUUACCCGAACAUUAUUAUGGGAGAGGCGCUUAUGAGAAGUCACUGAGUGUACAUCAACCCCAACAAUUUUUUUACAAAAAUAAAGAAACCAAUAACGAUGAUGCUUACAAUGCGCUGGGACCUAAAUAUGAGCUCUCAUCACGCGUUCAAAAUGUUCCUGCAGCUGCCUACAAUUUUCCGCGCUCCGCAAACAGUCAUCCAUCGCGCUCCCAAUUAGCCAGAAAAUCCGCCGAAAUUGUAUACGCACCACACGCGUUGCCGCCAGCACAAAACUACCGAACCGAUCGUGAAAAGCAAAUAUCAUUAAUUGGCAAUGGCUUCGGUGGUCAGCCAGCUGUUAUUACGUCAACAAGUCGCGCACAACCAGCCACUUAUCACAAAAGUCAUUCCAAUCAGAAGUACUAUGCACCUAAGCGUCGCACGGAUGUGAGCACCCCAUCAGCAUAUGACACCCUCUUACCUUAUCCACCUUCGUUUAUCAGCAUUACCAGCACAAGCACGACUGCGUCACCACCGCACAGCGCACAGAGCAAGAAUGCUGGCUAUGGUGACAAAUGUGUUAGACAAUUUCCGGAUAUCUUUGCCGUGCGUCAACAAAAAUCUUUAAUCGAUUCGUAUAUACCCAGCUGGGUGAUGGCGCGCAUGCUACAACAACAUAAAUGGUUGCAACAAAAACAAUUGCAUCAAUUUACUGCUACUUAUACAUUGGCGUACCCCAUUACGAAAAAGUCCACCUAAAAGUAGGCUACAUUGUGUGUAGUUGCAUGAGAGUUGGAAUUUUAAAAGUCAAUAUUGCAAAAAUUGUCCACCACUGUUGCCUAGCUUUAGGUUGCUGCUUUUUAUAAGCAGCUAAUAUUUUAUUAGUUUUUUACUUCUUGAAAGCCAUUUAUCAGAUUGAUAUCAUGCAUGUUUUUGUAUAUAACCGCUCUGAUACAGUUAGAAUAUAAUUUUAUAAAUUUAUAUGUAA